Molecule: messenger RNA, 2593 nt
Organism: Polypterus senegalus (gray bichir)
Lineage: Eukaryota; Metazoa; Chordata; Cladistia; Polypteriformes; Polypteridae
Exons: 5
Coding region: 87-1970 (627 amino acids)
Source: RefSeq, a predicted model, not a curated record
AUUAUUUUUGUAGAUGCAAGCUCGGCUGCGACAAACGUCAGCAACAUAUAGGAAUACCAGGUCAAGAAAGUGGGAAUAAUCCAAAGAUGAGUACUAAAGCAGACCUUAUUUUGGAGUGCCUAAGAAAUUUAAAAGAUGACGAUUUUAAAUGGUUCAAAGACUCUUUAUCAUCUGUUGACUACAACGGUAUUAAAAACCUGGACAUCUCAUCAUUGGAGAAGGCUAACCGCUUAAGUACCAGAAGACUAUUAGUGGAACUCUACAGUGAAGACUGUGUUGAUGUUGCUAUUCGUGUUCUACAAAAAAUUAAUUGUAAUGAUGCAGCCAAUAAACUACACCAAGUCCUCAAAAGAAAAGCUGAAACACAGGAUGAACCUGAGCAAGGAAGCAAGCAUGUAAAGUUAAGUACUUCCAUUCCUGAUCCUUCAGAUACAAAUCAAGUGGAUGGACCCUUUCUAACUGAAUACAGUCUGUCCCAGAUGGAGGAAUUUGCAAGCAAGAACAGGGGAUCUCUGAUUGAGAAGCUAAAGAAAAGGUUGGGAACAUCUGUAGUAGAAGUAAAAAAACGACUACUAAAAUCCAUGAAAUUAAAGGAAAAUUGGUUAUUGAACUGGAAAAAAGCCAAAGAAAUCAGUAGAAAACUGUAUGCAUCACAAAAUUUCCACUGGUCACUGUUAGAAGAACAACUGUUUGAAAAGGUUAACAAGUCGAAAACAAUUAGCAAAAAACUAAGUUCUGGUAGAGGGAUGGAAGAUACUGAUAAAGAUAAGGAGUAUCAGGAAGAAAACUACAAAAUGUCUCUGGCAUUUGAAGAAGAAGAUAAGGAAACUGGGGAGUAUAACGAAGAUUAUUCAGUAGUAGGGGAGGCUCAAAUUGUACAAUACAGAAAUGGGGGUGAGGAAAACAAGGAGACUCAAAUAGAAGAGGAAAAUGAAAGUAGGACUCAAGAAAAGGAUACUUCUCUAACAGACCCUUUUUCUUUACUUGAUCAAGUUUUUAAAGGAAAAGCACUUAGUCUUAAUAAACAAGAGGCAACUGUUUCUCCCAACCUUGAAGAGCACACAAGCAGAAUAAAUCCUUCUUUCAGUUGUAUGUCUAAUAGGGAGUUAGAAACUGUACAGCACAAAUUUGAUAAAAAGGAGGAUGUAUAUGCAUUUAUAGAGCAAAAAACAGAAUUCAACAAGAGUCUGAAUAGCAAGACAAGUUUGAUAAGCUCAGAUGUUACUUUAGAAAAUUGUGAACCUGAAGAUAGUGGGUUCUGUUCAAGUUCUAAUGAUUAUAGUACAUUAGAUGACAGCCAUUGUGCAGAGUAUGGUACUGGCAAUGUUACACCAAUAAAUCAAGAACAGUCAAAGGGAGAGCCAGAUAUUCUUGAACAUGGAAUUACUACUGAGGUCACUGACAAGCAAUCAUCCAUUAAAGGUCAAAAUAAUGUUUUCUCUGUACAGGGCAACAAUCAGCAUAAAUUUAUAGAACAGGAAGAGAAAAAAAUAGAGAGUCCUGCAAGAAUCAAAAGGCCCAGAAAAUAUAAAAACAAAGCAGUAGAGAAUGAAAGAAAAGAAAUACAAUUUACAAAGUGGCUGGAAUGGGAAGUUGAGAAGGUAGCUAAAGUAAGAAAGACAGAGAAAAAAGAAAUAAAAGAUGAGAUCCAAUCCAGCAUUGAAUUUAUAGAUACGCGGGAACAUAAGACAUGCAGAUGUUUGGCUGUUCACAAUUGCAUCCUUUAUACCAGUAUUAUCGAUAGAGAGAAAAGAUUGAUUCAGCUGGAAAAUACUCGAUCAGAGUGCCUUACUAAUAAAAGAGAACCACGUGAGGAAUUCAGGUUCAAGUGGCAGUACUACAUGUGGAUGUUUGAGGGUUUCAAAAAGACAGAUGUAGUCUUCUGUGAUAGUGAUAAGAUCUAUUCACCGGAGUAUGAGGAGACCUGGUUUAAAAAUUUUCAUACUCGGUUCCCCCUGUUUCUAGAUUAAGAAGUCCUUCCGGUCAUUGCUCUCUACAAAGAGGCUCAGCAGGAGAACAAGUUCAGAUUCAUAGAAAAUUAAAUGCAGUGAAGAGCCAAACCUCAGUGAGCACUUUUUUACUUUUACUUUUUUUUUUUUUUUUUUUUUGAACUCAGCAUUCCAGUCUUUUAAGAUACAGCUGUUUAACUAUUGGGUGUGUUGAGCAUGGGAGAAUAAAUGUAAUACAGUUACAAAUUUUCAAAAUAUUUUUAUACCUGGUAGGUGUAUUAAAAUAUUCUGUACCAUCUGUAUUCAGCAUAAUUACAAAGACGAUAAUGAAAGUUAAUACUUAAUACUUAAGUAAGUUUAUAUAAUAUGUUUAUAUUUAGAUAUACAUGUUUCACAAAAACUUUUAAUCUGUUUAACUAUUUUGAAACCUUAAGAAAACGGCAUGUUAACGAUUAUACCAUUUAUCUUUGUUCUAAUUGGUGCAAACUGAUAUGCUUCUUUACUAUGUUAUGUAAAUGAACUAGGCUUAAGAUCAUUGCUUUGUUAUAUUCUAAAGUCUUGUCAUAGAAAACUGGGCUGUUCACAUGGUGGGCUCACUCAGGCUUAUUUUAAUAAAGGACAACCAUUAUUUUAUUCAUUUUUAA